Molecule: messenger RNA, 2399 nt
Organism: Ruditapes philippinarum (Manila clam)
Lineage: Eukaryota; Metazoa; Mollusca; Bivalvia; Venerida; Veneridae
Exons: 16
Coding region: 184-1620 (478 amino acids)
Source: RefSeq, a predicted model, not a curated record
CGAUGUAUUUGAAAUUACCUACCAAAUUGUAUACAUUUCAAAAGGAAACCCAACAUAUUAUCGAGCUAUGACAAAUCGCAUAUUUUUAAACUGAGUGAUUAUUUUCGAUUUUGACACAAGAAAGUUUAAGGGAAACAAUAGAAAUAAUUAACAAAGCAAGAGGCAUGGUAUGUCCUAGAUACUAUGGCGGAAACAGAGGCAACAACUGAGAUAUUAAGCACAUCAGCUGUUAGAAAGUAUUUUGAUAUCAAGCAUUGUGGUAAUUUGCAUGUAGAAAAGAAGAAGUGGGCUUUCUUUUCUAAGACAAAAUGGGAUCAGAAAUACUUUAUGAUAUCAAAAGGGGCCAAAUAUAGUUGCAAAUGGAACUUUUUUUGUUUUGAAAAUACAUUCGCUAGUAAACAAGAAUGGUCAAUACAGAUGUCAGACAUGGAAAGCGUCCGGGAAUAUGGCAAUAAAAGUGACAAAGAUUUUGUUGGGAUAAGAAUAAUAUUCAUUACCCAUAGGCCGGAGAUGAUAUUAAGAUGCGACACGGAACAGAAUAGAGAGGUGUGGAUAAUAAACAUCCGUGAAGCAAUCCAGGAAGCUCAUUCAGAUUCUGUUGACAGUGGGUUUGAAAGCGGUGGUUCAAUUGCUAGAAGAUGCAUCACCAGAGAUUCUAGGAGGUCAAAUAGACAAAGCAAUAAAUAUCACACAAUCGAUGAAAUUGAAAGUGAUAUUGAAGAUGAUAAUAUAACUGAAGGUGAAAAACAAUCACCCGUCGAUAUUGCGUCAGAAACAAAAGGAAGUGACAUAUUCAAAAAAAGCGAUGAAACGUCUGGAAUAAAAAAGAAAACGAGACAUUACGAAAAUGUCCUUCCAGACGGUAACAUACGAUUUAAUAUACAAGAUGAUAAUGACAAAAGAAAUGGUGAAGGGAGAGAAAUUUCGUCAGACACUCUUUCGGUUCCCAUUCAGGUGGACGAUGAUAUGGCGGGACUGGAAUUCAAUACAAUGGAGGAAACAUAUGCAAAAGAAAUUGAGCCGUCUAACACACAAGAGGCUGAGGGUGCUGUCAUAAUGCGAAGUCUUGCACAAUCUGCAUCUUUUGCAUCCAUAAAAAGCGAUCAAGGAGAAUCAGUUGAAAAUUCAUUUUCCAUGGUGUCUAUAAGAUCACAUGAGAGUCAAAAGAGAAAUUUGAAUGAUAAUGGAUCGUGUUUAAAGAAAGGUCAAUGUAGGGAUAGCAGCAGUAGCAGUGGUAGUAGUGGGAGCGAAUCAACUCCCAUCGAUACACCGGCUCGUUUAACAGAGAACUUUGAAGAAAAUGACUACAUCUACACUGAAAAUCAUUUUGAUAAGAACAUCAUGAAUGGCGUACCCAUUGGAACAUUCCUGGUUCAAAUGAGAACAAAAUCAAUGGGAUUUAGAUUGCAUGUUAUGACACCAAAAGGGGUUAUGUGCUUUAAAAUAUACGAGCAGGAUGGACAAUUGUCACUCUAUAAGCAGUUCAAUGUUUCCUCGGCGGUAUUUGGAUCAUUAAAGGCGUUUCUAAAACACUACAACGUCCAUUGGUUGCCUAAGGAAGAAUACAAAGUCAGGCUGACUAGAGGUUAUAAAGCACGUCAAACAGCGGAUUUAUUAUAAAAAUAUAUACCGAAUAUAAUCUCUCGUUGUAAACAAACUAUAAGUUGUGUUCCAAAUUUAAUAGUUUACGCUUUAUAUGAUAAAGAUUUAUGUUAGCUAGAAUUAUGAAAUCAAUUUUAUAGUGAGUCAUUGCUAAUGGUGUUAUUUUCACAUAUCAUAUUUUACAUUACGGGGACUACAUUUUUCGUUGUUGGUUUAUUCUUUUCUUGUUAGUUAUACUCGACCUUUUAAAUCCAAGUUGAUAAUUUAAACAGUUUUUGCCAUUUUUUUUUCUGGAUUUUCCUUGGUGCAUUUUUCAUUUAUUAAGGUAAAUUGAAUGAAUUUAUGUAAGAGUUGUCUUUCAUUUUGCUGUUAAAAUUAGUAACACAUAAAUUAUUGUGAAUGCUAUCAGCUAAAAACUUUUUAACUUAAGCAUUUAAUAGUUAUAAAGCUUGUGUGAUGGGUUUUGCUGCAACAAAUACUGGUCAAAUAAAAUUGGUUGAUUUGUUCCUAUUCACAAAUAGUUCCAUAGCUCCAGUAUAAAAUUUUAAGUAUAUGUUAAUAUAUUUAUGUAAGCUUUAGGUUUUACUAUAAGAGACUAUGAUUAAGAAUAUUUAUCAUGACUUUUUUAUUCCCUUCAAGUGGCUUUACAUUCUUAAUGCUUAUGUAUAAUGUUAUUUGAAGUCACUAUCUUGUCUUUUAAUGUUCAAACAUACAUAUACCUAUUCUGUCUAAAACGAGAUAAUGAAAAAGACAAUAUAGGACAAUGUCAAUUAUUUAUAUUAAAAGUUUCAACUUGA